AUGCACCAGCGAUUUGUUGUUGUCGUUGUGUGUGCCGUCUCAGUCUUGACACUGAGCGGGCUGGUGAGCGGGCAAGCGCCAUUGUCGCCGCCACCACCGCCGCCUUCGCCACCUCCUCACUUUCCGCAACAUCCUUCCGAUCCGGUUCCCACGGCCCGAUUUACAAGUACCUCUGCCGAGUUUGACAUCACUUUUUCAAACGCCACCGAUCGCGCUGGUGCACCCGAGUCCGUCAUCGACUUUGACUGCGGGAUUCUCUUCUUCGACAUCUCCACGCUGGGCACGAGUCCUGUCUGUCGCUUUGUCACUGACGCCCAUGUCAACGUCGCGCUCGGAUCAGGCGCCACCGCGAUGCCCGGCGAUGUGCUCUUCCUCGCUAUUGAGUUCAAGGCAGCCGCACCGGCGGCCCGGCGGCGCAGGAGAGUAGAGAUCCGCGGCCCGACGAGCAUCACCCUCCUUGCCCCACUUUCGCCCCAGCCGCUGGUUGCAGCCCUCCUCGCACCGCCCUCGGUCGACUCGUGUGGCACGGUUACGCUCGACGCCUCGGCAUCGAGCGGCAUCCGUCUCCUGUACCAGUACGCCCUUCUCUCGCCGCACAACACGAGCGAUGCGUUGGCUGUUUCGUCGGCACUCGCUGCCACCCCCAGCUCACAGUUCCAGGUCUCGCUCGCAGUUGACAGCUGGCCAGAAGGCGUACCGUACGUCUUUCGCCUCACUGUCACCGACUGGCUGGGAGCGACUGACAACACCACCACCACAAUUGUCAAGGAUCCCGGCGCUCCGCAGCUCACGCUCUCCACCGCCACGGCCCUGGUCUCUUCGCGGACAGCGUUCGCGCUCUCAGUCGACGUCGCAUUUGCAUCGUGCUCGUCGUCGUCGACGCCGCCGAUUGCCGUUGCCUGGUCGACGAGUGCCGGGCCGGACGACCCCAUCACUGCCCACGGGAUUCCUGCCGCAAGCAAUACGCUCAACUUUCCGCCGGGUGUUCUCACUGUCGGCGGGAGCUACAUCUUUGAGGUCAACGUCAACACCACCGAUGGAUCGGCCAAGUCGGCGUCAGCGUCAGCAACGGUGACCGUCAAGACUUCGGCGCUGGUGGCGUUUGUGGCAGGCGGCAGCAGCCAGACUUUCCACUCGAGCCUUGACGUAGUGCUUGACGGCUCGGGCUCGUACGAUCCCGACGCGGCCGGCGCUCUCACGUACCUGUGGACUUGCACGGAUGUAUCAGCCGGUGGUGCGUGUGUCUCCUCGCCCUCAUCGAUCACCUGGAACGCACCGACUCUCACCCUCCCAGCCUCACUCAUUACGGUGCCUGUCUCGGACAAGUUGUCGAUAUCACUGACGGUGAGCGCCGGCGCGCGUUUGAGCGUGACGACGAUCACGGUCACGCGCGCCGUCCUUCCGUUCGAAAAGUACAGUUUGACGUGGCGCGAUGCCGAUCUUGUGCAGAACGUUAAUGACUUUAUGAUCCUUACCGCCAACGUUGUCCCAGCCCAGGCCGGCGAUGUAAUCGAGUAUUUGUGGGACGAAGCGAGUGGAAAGCUCAAUCUGGAGGCAAACAACACGCUGGCAACGCUCACCCGCCGCGAGAAUAACUUUGGCAUCCGGGCCAACGUCAUGGUGCCGCAAGUCGAGUACGAGUUCCGCCUCUUCGCGCGUGUUAUCCGCAACUCGGGCUCGUUACGAUCUUCCCUCACGACCCGCGCCAUUGCCGACGCGCUCGACAGCGGCCUCUCGUCGCGCCACGCACUCACGCGUGCGUACUGGGCCGCGCACUACCCUGGAGAUCCCGCCGCACUGCUUGGCACUGGCUCCGCCCGCGGCACCAGGGCCGUCUCGCCGUACUUUCACCUUGCGUCGCACGUGGCGCGGGUCAACGCCGUCCCUGUCGGUGGCACUUUCACGGCUGUUGGGCCACCGGCAUCGGCCACGGCUGACACGCUCUUCACCUUUGUUUUUUCAGGCUGGAGCGAUGGCGACGGCGACGUCAUCCUCUACUCGGUGGUCCAGGAGCUGGCGUCGGGCGAGCUGCUGGAGCUAGUGCCAAAGUCGGUUGGCACCUCGCACUCGGUGUAUCUUCAGCCAGGCCGACAGGCGAACAACUACCAGGUCAGCGUGCUUGGCUAUGUGACCGAUGACCGCGCUGGCCGUGCCGCGCCAGUCAAAAUCUCACUCCGGGUCCAGCCGUUUGCCGCAUCGUCGGCAGGCGCAGGGGCGACCGCCGAAAGCCUUGUUGACGGCAUCCUCUCGCGAAGCGUGGAACUGGGCAACGUCAACCAAGCGCUGCAGCUCAUCUCAUCGAUCUCGGACGUGGUCAACUCGGCGCCGUCGCCGACGCCGUCUGCGACGCCGGACCCGACGGCAGUCCGCGCGCGCGAGAAGCUAUUUGCCGCCCUCCAGCGUGUCGCCAAGGUCAACGGAACUGCCGACGACCUGGCACGGACGUCGUCGACGCUCGGGGUAGUCCUCGGCGUGCCGCGCGAGGUGUCAGCAGCGCUGCUCGACAACUCGCUCGCGCUCACUACUCAGCUGUUCAGCUCGAUAGGCGAGUCGUAUGUGACCGAGGAGCAGGGCUCCGGCAUCUCGCGUGCGCUGGCCGGCCUCUUUCGCGCCGCCAACGCCAACGCGUCGCUGGCGUCUGUUGGCGAGGUGACUAGCGGCGGCGACGCUGUCAGCCGCACACUGGAACUUGUACCCAAGCUGGCGCGCGCGGUCAUGGCCGAUGCUGUCGAUGGCAUGAUUCCGCUGGUAGCGAGCAACGCCAUGUUCCGGUUUGAGGGCCGCCAGCAUGUAGCGUCGUCGCUCGGGCUCCAGGCCAACGAGACCGGCAGCACUGUUCCGUCGGGCGUGGACCUGGCGUCGGCGUGCGGGGCUAUCCGGCUACCGACGUCGGCACUCACGGGCGCCGGCGCCCGCGAGAACGACUCGAUUCGUUCCGAGUGCAUUGCCUUUUCAGAGAACAUCUACGCUUGGGCAGGCGGGCGAAGCGCCGAUGGCAACUCGUCGCGCAAGACGUCUGGCGCGCUGGUCUCGCUCUCAUAUCGUGCGUCGCCGGUGGGCGCACUGAGCAUUGGCGCAUCGACGCCACUGGUAACCGGCGAGCUUGCGGUUACCAACAGUGCCGACGCCAUCUUUAUCACGGUGCCGCUGACGGCGGGCCUAACGUGCGCGUGUAACCACCUAACGACGUUUGGCCUCAACACGCUCGACGCGUCCGACUUUGAGCGGCUGAGGAAUAUCAAGGACCAACCAGAGGCGCUCAUUGUGGUUGUGCUUGGAUGGGCGGCGCUCCUCAUCGCGCUGCCGUUCCUUCAUUUGGCUGACCGCAAGGACGCGCUGGCCUUGCUUCACGACCGCGAUGCCGAGCACUCUGUGUUUCUACAGGCCAAGCUUGCAGCACUCAGUGGGCGCGGAGCACUGCUCAAAAAGUCGCUCAAAGACGCUGUGACGCGCAAGCAUCUCUGGAUGUCGCUCUUCAUCAAGGCCAAGGAUGAUCCGUUCACUCGGGUUUUCCGCGCUGGCGUUCUCUUUACCACCCUUGUCGCCGGCCUUGCCAUGGCUGCUGCGUUCUUUAAGGACCAGUCCGACGACGAAGUGGUGAGCAGCAAAGCGCGAAUCGUCGAGCUUGUUGUCUCGAUCGCGGCCAAAGGCACCAUCUACGGCCUCUUACCCAAGGAGCGGCACUGGCUCCAGCUUCAUCCCGGCAAGCGGCCGAUUGAUGCCGUCGGCAAGAGCCCGCCAGCUCACAUGGGCCUCGCUGAGCCGCUGCCUAGCUUGUCUGUUGACGAGCAAGAGGAGGUGAGCUCGAGCGAGGAUCUGUCGCCUGUUUACCGGCAGUACCAGUGCCAGCACCAGUGCCAGCACGGAUACGUACUCGUCGUGGUCGAGCUCGCUUUUGGGAGCGAGCAAGCGCUGCUGAUGCGGCAUGCCUUGGCCAUGCCGUUGUCAACCGCGACCGCAAGCUCAAGCGAGUCGAUCGACUGGAUUCGCGACGCGCUCGACGACGGCGUGGCGUUGAUCUCGUCGUCGUCGUCCAGCAGAAGCAGUGCACAACCGCCUCCACCGCCACCGAUAGUGGCGGCGGCGAUGGCGCACGCAAACACACCCGAGAGCGGCCAGGGUGGCGAGAGCGGCGAAGCCGGCAAGGGCAAGCGGUGGUUCGGCAUUUGCUGCUGCCGCAAAAAGUAUGCACCGAGUCUGGAGGAAAUGGUGGCGGCGCUGCCGCCGGCAGUUGUCGAGGCGGCUUGGAGUGACUACCACAAGAUGGACCUCAACCACGACGGGACGCUGGACGAAGAAGAGGUGGCGGUGAUGAUGGCGCAGCGCGGGUGGAUUCUCCAUGAGCGGGAGGUCUACCGGCUGAUGGAGGCCAUCGACACUGACCACAACGGAGUUGUCGACUUUUACGAGUACCUGGCCCUCGUUGCCAUCCGGCUCCACAAGAUCAAGGAGGAGGAGAAGGCGCUGCGGCACGGGAGUGUGCCGGCCUGGGGCGGCUGGCUUCUGUUUGGCGCGUUGAUGAUCAUCUCGCUCGUGUCCUCGCUUCUGGUGAUAGUGUAUGGUCUCAAGUUCUCGCGGCCUGUGGUUCACUCGUGGCUCCGCACCUUUGCGUUCAACGUUGUGCUCGACACGAUCUUCUUUGAGCCGCUCAAGGUCUUUACUGGCGUCCUGCUGCACAUAGCGACAGUGUCUGGGGCGAUGGGGCUGGCCGAUGUGUUCUCGCUGUUUGGAUGAUAAAAAUACACAUCUGCA
Molecule: messenger RNA, 4752 nt
Organism: Thecamonas trahens ATCC 50062
Lineage: Eukaryota; Apusomonadida; Apusomonadidae
Exons: 4
Coding region: 1-4734 (1577 amino acids)
Molecular function (GO): calcium ion binding
Source: RefSeq, a predicted model, not a curated record